Molecule: messenger RNA, 1476 nt
Organism: Symbiodinium natans
Lineage: Eukaryota; Dinophyceae; Suessiales; Symbiodiniaceae
Source: the annotation of a GenBank genome assembly
AUGGCCCAUAAUGGCACGGCAGUUUUGGCUCCAGGAGUGAUGAGAGCCCGCUUAGUCUUGGUGUUUGCAGCUCACCAUGUUCAUCGAAGGCUAUGCAACACGCGUUCUGCGCAGCGAUUUAUCCAUUCUCGCUUGCCACCACCCUUGCCGCUAUUGAUCCAGCCGUAUGUCUUAUUCCACUCCGUCUUCGUCUUCCUUCUCUGUGAAUCUCUUGUACGUGUAUGGCACUUGAUGCAGGCAAGCAACUGGCUUGAUCCGUCAAGUUUCCGAUGUGGCGUGCGGCGAGAAGAAGGAGCGAUCUUCAGCCCAUUGCGAUGGAUGGCGCUCGCCUGCCCGCCUGUCACGAUUGUGACCUCUCUUGUGACACUUCGCCAUCUGUGGCGACACCACGUUGCUAAUGAACGAACUUUCGACAAGAGUCUGCGCUGGUACCCUUCGCACUCGCAUGACCUAGCCAUGCAAGUUGCCACCAUGCCGCUGAUUUAUGGUGUCUUUGCGCUGGACUGCGUGAUUCAAAUGCUGCUGCUGCUGACCGGAAGCGUCUUCCGGGAUUUCAAAGGCAUAGAUGUCUCCAAAGAUCAACUCCGCCACCUGACGCAGGAGCGCUAUGGCACGAAUUUGGAGCUGGCAGACUUGUAUGAAGCUUGGGCGCUUUACAACUUUGGUCGCCUCUGCCUCAUGCGAGUGCGGCGGCAGAUCCGCCAGGAGAUUCCUCUGCUGCGGCGGUCCUUGACCAUGCCAGAGAGCGAGCAUGCCAAGUUGCUAAUCUUCCGCGAUCCCGAGCGUUUCCUCUUCCGGCCCCUAGAGGUGACGACAGGGAUCGGUGUCAAGAUCUUUGUGUACACAUGCGCAGUCAAAUCUCUGUUUGCGUUGACAAUUACCUUUUUUGCUGAUGCACCCUUUCACAUCAACUUGAGCGAAGCAGUGCCGUGGGCCUUGCAGCUGCUCCCACACAUGGACGGUGCAGCCUUCAUGACAUCGACGAUAGCGAUCUUGAGCUUAAUUGCCAUCGAGCAUGGCUUCCACGAGAUCUUGCAGCUGCAGGGCUUUGCUCCGGUUCUCAAGUUCCUCGGGGUCAAGGCCCUGGUGACCAUCACGUGUUUGCAAACCUUGGUCAUGGGCCUCGUGAUGCAAAGGGGACUGUUGCGGUCCGACGAAGCGAGCCUUUGCUAUGCCUGCCUCCUCUGCUUCGAGGUCCUGCCUUUGGCCCUGUUGACCGCUGAAGCUUGGAAACCCCGUUACUCCGGUGAUUGGUACGAUGCCGACUGUGGCUGGGGCGAAGGCAAUGGACACCUGGGACGCCUUGCAGGGGAAGGCGAUUGGGCCGAGUCCUAUGCUGUCUUGCCCGGCGCCAGACUUUCAGCUGCUGUCUCGCGGGCAUCCUUCAUUCGCCAAGAGGACUCCAAGGUCGAAGAGAUCGGGUCCUCAGAGCUCGUGCGCUGGAACUCCUUUUGCGAGCUCAAGCGUGUUUGGUGA